AUGGCUCGUCACAGCAAGGCGAAAGCGCGGAUAAAGAGGCAGAAGCCGACGACGAAGUCCAAUAUAGACCACCAACUAGGGCACCUGACGAUGCAGCAAGAAGCAAGGAACACAGAAGGCCGCAAUCUGUGGCGCACCGGCUCCAAUCUACGCCACCAAGGAGUCCGUUUUGUGAGCGCAGGCAACACCCAGCGAGAUGAAAAUAACGAGGGAGAGGCUCGUGAGGGAGACGGCCCUUGGACAGAAGAGAACAAUAAGCAACCGCCCACAAGAGGGACUGAAUCAAAGGAGGAUGCACAGGAUUUGAAAAACGAACCAGCAAUGCGCAACGCGCCAUUCUUUAUCGACCUAUCAGGCGAAAUUGGUGCACACACUGGGCUUGCAGACCCCAUUACCGCACUAUCAUUAUCUGAGAGUGACAACUCUAGUGAAGAUGAAGUAGUGUUUUAUGGGCGACGUAGACUUGAAGAAAGACCUCGUAUCAUUGUUGAAGACCACGCGGUGAAGGCUGCCAAAACAAGUUACCACUCGUCAAAGGAUCUCGAAUCGCCACCCGAGGCAAGGCUACCUGCACCGGACUCCAAGGUGUGCCUGGUAUCCGAUGGCAUAUCAACAUAUGAGCUACCGCAGAGAAGCCCACCAACAGCGGAGAAUAUCGGGCAGACGAAGACUGUUAUGCCAUACGGGGAGAAAAUUGCUCAGGAGACAUCGGAAAACGAAAAUGACGAUAUACUAGCUGACUAUAUAGCAAACAUGGCCGAACAUUACUACGCAGAUCUGCAUAACUCACUAGCUGGUGCUAUAAAGCAUGAGCCCGAGCAUGGGAUAGAGAUGCUACCUCAGAACUUCGCGGCCCAUGCGGCCACUAGCGAUUCGAUUCGUCAUUCUGGCAAGGGAAAAUAUCUGCGUAGGGACAUCUUAUCGGAACGUAAGCGCAAAAUGAUCCCGCCGACGGAGUUUAUACUGAAAUUAGCAGAUGGUGAGAGUAAUGAUCCAAUAUCAUACCCGCUCGACGAUGCUGCCUCUGUGAGCAAUCAAGACCUACAAAGCUCGCAAGCCAGUGAUUCCGACGAAGGAAAUAUUCUUGAUACUGACCUAGACAUCGAGGGACUUGAGGCUCAAGGACGCCCCGCCCUCUCCCAACGGAACCACAAAGAUUCACAAUGUGAUAUAUUCGCCUCGGCCACUGCCUUCGCUGACGCCUUGGAAAUUGACCCUUACUACGGCUUGGAUAUCAUGGAUUUCGGCAGGCCAAGUCUUCAGAAAAAGAAAAGAGGAAAACAUCGCAAUCCAGAUUUGGUCCUAUCAGACAGUGAAUUGGAGCUGGAACUGGAGAACGCCUGGCGGAAUGACCGAGAGAAGAAGAAGGCCCGAAAGCAGAAAAGAGAGGAACUUCGCUCCCAAGGUCUCCUAGGUCGAGGGGCAAAUGACCCAGAUCUGAGAAGCAAAUAUACAAACGGCAUGGGUUUUAGUGACUUGAAGAUGGAGAUACGCAUUUUCCUACUGUCGUCAAGAACCAGUUUGGCUCUUCCGCCUAUGGCCAAGUACCGUAGGAAACUGAUUCAUGACCUAGCAAAUGCGCUGUCCUUAAAUUCACAGUCACGAGGCAAGGGGUCUUCUAGAUUUCCUAUCCUGCACAAGAAUUCCCGGACUCCGAGGCACACGCAAAAGACUAUUUCUUUUAUCGACCAAUUAUUCUCAAAGGGAAGAUUUAAUCACGCCGCAACCAAAUCCUGGGAUCAGAAGAUUGCAAAGUCUGCUAAGCCUCCUCGUGGUCGUCCUGACAGUUCUGUUUCAUACAUGGAUGGGGAUAUUGUCGGCGCAUCUGCUCCCGAGAUUGGAGCAGGAAACAAAGGAAGAGCAAUAUUGGAAAGAAUGGGUUGGAGUAUGGGAACAGCUCUUGGUGCUACUAAUAAUAAGGGUAUCCUGCUACCAGUGGCGCAUGUUGUGAAAAAUUCCAAGGCUGGCCUAGGGUAG
This is a messenger RNA of Aspergillus bombycis, 1977 nucleotides long. Its product is annotated as putative R3H and G-patch domain protein. The record is from RefSeq and is a predicted model, not a curated record. Gene Ontology annotation, molecular function: nucleic acid binding. The transcript has 3 exons. NCBI's taxonomy places the organism in Eukaryota, Fungi, Ascomycota, Eurotiomycetes, Eurotiales, Aspergillaceae. The coding region runs from base 1 to 1977 and encodes 658 amino acids.